UUUGCUUCCGGCAACAAAGUCUCGCAGACUGUGGCUGCACAUGUGAGUGGAUGUUUGCUGUCUAGACUUGAGCUCAUCCAGAUAACUAGAUGGACUGAAUGUUUUGGGAUUGUGUCCGUUUCCUGACCGCACAUCGAGCCUGUCAGUUGCAUGACUGCCUGGCAGUUGAGUCCACAUGGAGGGCCCGUCUUCUCGGCUCCCCGCCGCCGCGGAGCGAGCUCCAGGCCCGGACAGGAGCAGCAGCGGCCGGGAGGGAGAGGCUGACCCGGCCCGGGAAACGAGGCUUCACUUCCGCGUGUGUCGCUUCAUCAUGGAGACAGGCGUGAAGCUCUGUAUGCGCUCAGUGCCGGUGGCCACAGCCUGUGUGUUGUACCACCGCUUCUUCCAGCGCGCUAGCGUCCGUGUGUAUGAACCGUACCUGGUGGCCAUGAGCUGUGUGUACCUGGCUGGCAAAGUGGAGGAGCAGCACGUCAGGACCCGUGACAUCAUUAACGUCAGCCACAGGUACUUCAACAAAGGCAGCGCUCCUCUGGAGUGUGACAAGGAGUUCUGGGACUUGAGGGACAGCGUGGUGCAGUGUGAGCUCCUCAUCCUCCGACAACUCAACUUCCAUGUCUCCUUUGAACACCCUCACAAGUAUUUGCUCCACUACCUGCUGUCUGUGAAGUCACUCGUAAAUCGGCACGCUUGGUCUCGAACCCCUGUGGCGGAGACUUCCUGGGCGCUGCUGAGAGACUGUUACCACGGUGCCAUGUGUGUGCGCCACACACCACAACACAUUGCCAUCGCAGCCCUGUACCUGGCCCUGAACAGCUACGGAGUGGAGCUGUCUGUUGGAGAGAGAGAGUGGUGGCAGGUGCUGUGUGAAGACGUGACCAAAGCAGACAUCGAUGCUGUGAUCUCAGACCUUCUCCAGCUCUACGACAUGGAGGCCAAGUGUGUUUGAAGGACACACCUACAAGAUUUCCACUUAAAAGUUCUGUUUGUGUCUCCGCGGCAUAAUUGUGUGUUGUUCUAUCCAAUAAAGCGUGUGUGUGUGUGUGUGUGUGUGUGUGUGUGUGUGUGUGUGUGUGUGUGUGUGUGUGUGUGUGUGUGUGUGUGUGUGUGUGUGUGCGUGCGCACGUGCGUGCGCGCGCACGUGCGUGCGCGCGCGUGCUCUUUGCACCUCCCUGGUUUGUCUUUGGAGAAACGUGCCUGAAAUACCAUUUCCUGCCACCAGGGGGAGACACUCUUUACUUUUUGGUCAUGGAUGUCUCAGCUUGUCAGAAUACUGAUGUGCUCCAGAUCUCUACCAGCAAUCUCUUCACACUCUUCUACAUCCCACGUUUUCUUCAACGGUUGCAUGGAUUGAUAUUCUGCUCUGGAAGAAAAUAUUUGUGAUUUGAUGCUUAUUUUGAUAUAAUAUGGUAUAGUAUGAAAUAUAUACCAGCAUGCAACUGUACAAGUAUAACAUAAUCUCUGGGAUACUUCAGACUGUGCAUGCCUUGUGGCUUAUUAAGUGUUUUAUGUUCAUUGUCGUGCUACCAUUUACAGAUAUUUUUUUUUUUUAAUUUUAGUUUAAAUGAAAAAACUUUGAACUUUGUUUAAUUGAACUGUCUUUCUGGCCUUAGACAAGCCACCUUAAAAUGGUGUAUUUUUUCAAAAAUAAACCCAACAAAGCCAGUUUUACUCUGUUUAAAUGAAA
Cololabis saira (Pacific saury) is the source of this 1684-nucleotide messenger RNA. RefSeq names its product cyclin Q (gene ccnq). Gene Ontology annotation, cellular component: nucleus. The transcript has 6 exons. Gene Ontology annotation, molecular function: cyclin-dependent protein serine/threonine kinase regulator activity. Bases 176 to 946 code for a protein of 256 amino acids. Lineage: Eukaryota; Metazoa; Chordata; Actinopteri; Beloniformes; Belonidae. The record is from RefSeq and is a predicted model, not a curated record. Gene Ontology annotation, biological process: regulation of transcription by RNA polymerase II.